AUGGCUGCAACGGCGACCCACGAUGAGCCUCCAACCGUCCGCUGCGACUCGCCCUCGCCCAAGAGUACCCCGUCCAAGGCCGUGGGAGGCAGGCAGGGAAUGGCCGACCGGUGCCUGUCGACGGGCUCUUCGACUUCUCAUGCUUCCAGCACCGAUGGCUCUUAUCGUGACUCUCUCGGCAGUAGCGCGUAUUCGCGUCAUUCGUCUGCCAGUUAUGGGUCGAGGCGAUCGGACAUCAGCCUGGGGUCCUCUCUGGGGUCCUCUCGAUACUCUACCGGAAGCUUUGCUGAUCGACCCUCGAUCAAACGACGGGGCUUCUCGAGACCCGAGGGUACAUACUUUGCAGCGAGUGCCAAACAUAGGGAGAGCGUCUUGAGUUUGGGAAGCAUUGCACACCUCCAGUACUACUUCGCUAGAACCGGGUUGUUGGAUGGAAAGGGCGCACAGCUUGCCAGAAAGAGAAAUCCAAGGGCCACACUCGACUUAUCGUCGCUUGACACUGCAUCCCUCCUCCUCUCGCCCGUACUUCCCGGCUCCGAUGCGGAUUCGUCAUAUGCUUCCAUGCGCAGCAGCCCAGACCUCAAACCUCAGCAUAUCGGAGGCGGGCCCAUCACGGAAUCACCCGUCGAUGACACCGAGGGCUUCUACUCAGACGAGAUCUCGGAGCCUGAUCUCUCCGUGCUGCCUCCAACCACCAGCACCUACAAGCAACGACAGAGAGCGGUAUCGAAACCGCCGACACUCGAGCAGCUGAGGACGAAGCUGACCAGGGCGUUGGACACUGCGCCAGGAACACCACGGAAACCUGCUACACCAACCCCCAACACUCCACGGAGAACGGCAGUGGCAACGUCAAUGCAGUCUCCUGCCCGAUCACCCAAGACGGGGCCAGGCUGGUUCGAGAUUCAAGGCAUGCAGAUCCUCGAUCACAUGACGCUAGCCAUCCGCGCUGCCAAGGUCUACUACACGUCGCACGAGCACCCCGAACGACUCGACACCAUACGGUCGGAAAAGGAGAUCCGCUCCGAAUUACUAUCCGUCAUGGAAGUCCUCAAGCACAUGGCAACGCGAAACUUUGCCGGAGGCAUGCGCGAUGAUGAGCAGGACGCAAUGACUUCUUGGAUCCAGGGAAUCCGCCAGCUGCUCGCAAGGGAGGAUGAGAUGGCGGAUGCCGAUAAGGCAGAGAGGGCAGGCUGGAAAUGGCUCAAGGGCGACUGGACUGGCAGGGAAAUUGAGCGUGAGCUUGCCUUCCUGGCUGCGAUGGACACAGAAUCCGACCCGCUACCCGCAUAUACCCCCGUCGAUGAAGCCGCCAAGUUGCCCACGCCAUUCCUCGAGAGUUUUCAGAACGGCGUGCGCUUGGUCAAGCUCCACAACGCGGCGGUGCAGAAAUAUGGUCGCCGCUUCGGCUCCAUCGGUACAUUCCAUACCGACACGCAGAAGCCCUACAGAUGCAUAGAGAACCUGCGCUACUGGAGCAAGGCAGCGGAGCUGCGAUGGGAGGUCAUACUUAAGUUUGAUGUCUUGGGUGUUGUCUACAACAACAACCCUCAGGUCUGGGUUGACUUCGAGGAGGCGAUAUGGAAAUGGUGCCGGAAAGUGCGUGAAGAAAUCACUGCUGAGCUGGUGAACUGAGUAGCACCACCAAAUUCUUCGUUCUGCCAUUACACACAUAUAUGUAAUGCGCUAAUGAUUUAUGCUUCGACUUUUCGGAGAGAGAUGGAUUCUUCGUUUGUUGAGGACGGACAGACAUUAUUGCAUAGUUUCAUACGAUGCUCGGCUCGGCUCGGCAUGAAACAUUAAUGAUACACUUUAUAAGAGAAAGCAAGAAAGAAAGGAGGAAGGAGGAAAGUCAUCCAGGACGGUCCUGAGAGGAGAGGAAGGUGCUUAUUCAGCACUCACUAGAGUUUUACACCCAUAUACCCCCAUUUCCCCAACCAGCAUAGUAUCGAGUUUGUAGUAGCUACUCUAUUUUUCCUGCAAAGGGAGUAACACCUGUUGAAGGACGAUCACACAAUGCAUUUUGUUCGAGAUUAUAAGAACGUACGAUGUUUGGUAGCCGACUGUUGUGAUACGUUG
Pseudomassariella vexata is the source of this 2079-nucleotide messenger RNA. RefSeq lists its product as uncharacterized. Bases 1 to 1635 code for a protein of 544 amino acids. Lineage: Eukaryota; Fungi; Ascomycota; Sordariomycetes; Amphisphaeriales; Pseudomassariaceae. The transcript is spliced from 2 exons. The record is from RefSeq and is a predicted model, not a curated record.